Messenger RNA from Prunus persica (peach), 1837 nucleotides. RefSeq names its product MORN repeat-containing protein 1. NCBI's taxonomy places the organism in Eukaryota, Viridiplantae, Streptophyta, Magnoliopsida, Rosales, Rosaceae. Bases 314 to 1612 code for a protein of 432 amino acids. The record is from RefSeq and is a predicted model, not a curated record. The transcript is spliced from 3 exons.
AAGCCGGUCCAGUUCUCCAGACAAAAUCUCCAGACUCACUCUCUCUCUCUCUCUCUCUUUCCGCUCUGUUUUGAAUCUUCAGAGAGUUGGUUGUUUUUCAGUUGGUGCUAACCUGGGCCGGUGGUGGGGCCCAGAGCUUAACUUACGCAGGAGGUGUCUUUUGCGUGUGAGAUGGUUCCGGUGGGCUCGCGGCCAGCGACGUUGGUGAUAAGAAUCUCGCGAUACAGGAGGUCGGUUUAGAAUAACCUGAGAAAGAAAAAGGAAGACUCGAUCAUCGGACGGUUGGGGUUGAAUCAAUCAAUCAUUCUCUGAAAUGGACGGUCAGAAAAGCCAGGCGAAGCUCACGAGGACCCAGUCGUCGCUGCUGCGGUCGUCGCCGACCAUCCGAUCCUCCAUUCAUAGCCUCUCUUCGGUGACCGAGGAGGACGUCAUCGCCGCCCAGCAGCAACAAUACGACGAAGAAGAGCAGAAGCCCAAGAAUUACAACCCCGGUUCGACUCAGAAACCCGGUUCGAACCGGAUCAGCCACCAGCACCUGGCGAUGGCUUUUCUCACUGUCUUCACCCUCUUCAGCUUCUCCGGCUUCUUCUUCUUCUUCUAUCUACGAAGAGAAGAGAUACCCACUUCCGAAAAUCUCCUCCUGGCUCUGGUCUUCGUCGCAGUCACCCUUUUCUUGGCGAACAAGAACAGGGGCCUGAUCAACCACAGCGUCUCCGUUCUGAAACACUCAUGGGACGAGAAUGCGAAGCGGUUCCGGUUCUGCAAGACGAACGGUGGGUCGAAGCCGGUCCAGUGGUUCAUUGGGUCCGACCCGAACCCGAACAAGGCCCGAAAGGAGAAGAAGAUUAUAAGGGAAGGGGUCGAAUUUUACAGCAAUGGCGAUUUCUACGAGGGGGAAUUUCACAAGGGCAAAUGCAAUGGGAGCGGAGUUUACAAUUAUUUUGUGAAUGGGAGGUAUGAAGGCGAUUGGAUCGAUGGGAGGUACGAUGGGUAUGGGAUUGAGGGGUGGGCUAGAGGAAGCAGAUACAAGGGUCAAUAUAGACAAGGAUCGAGGCAUGGGUAUGGGGUUUAUAGAUUCUACACAGGGGACUCUUAUGCUGGGGAGUGGUGCAAUGGGCAGAGCCAUGGCGUUGGAGUGCAGACUUGCUCUGAUGGUAGCUGCUAUGUUGGUGAAUUCAAGUAUGGCGCUAAGCAUGGCCUUGGUUGCUACCAUUUUAGAAAUGGAGAUAGAUAUGCAGGAGAAUAUUUUGGAGACAAAAUCCAUGGAUUUGGGGUCUAUCAUUUUGCUAAUGGUCAUUGUUACGAGGGUUCAUGGCAUGAAGGCCGGAAGCAGGGCUAUGGUGUCUAUACUUUUCGAAAUGGCGACACAAGAUGUGGUAUGUGGGAUGGUGGCACCCUUAAGCACCCUCUUGUGCCGCUAACGGAUGCAGUUGUUCGAGCAGUUAAGGCUGCUGGGAAAGCUGCAGAGAAUGCUGUUAACCUCCGGCGGGUAGAUGAACAUGUGAACAAGGCAGUCAUGGCGGCAAACAGAGCUGCCACUGCUGCCAGAGUUGCUGCUGUCAAAGCUGUUCAAAACCGAAUGGAUGGAAAAUUUUGUGAUACAAAUGUCUAAAAGACAUCUUUUGUUUUGGUAGUGUAAAUUUUACUAAUUUUAAGUGCUUUCGAAAUGUCAACCCGGUGAGCAAAAGCUCAUCGGAGGUUGAGAGAGCGAGAGUGAGAGAGUGAGUGAGGGAGCAUGUGUUUGAGGCUUCGAUCAUCACACUGUAACUUGUAAAUACACCAUGUAAAUCAAUGGAAGAUGAAAAUUUCAGAGAAUUUUUGGCCUUUUCCCUUUCUA